AUGGCCGAAUCUAAGGACCAUGUUACCGUCCACGCAUCGGGCGUGGAGGUCGAUGGUGGUCGUGCGAGCGCUUCUUCGUCUCAUUCACUGCCCAAGGAUGCUGCAGUAGCGGUCGCGCAGAGCUCUUCUCAAGAAGAGCGCUCGGUACAACCCGCAGACCAAGUGGAUGAGCAGAAGAAGGGGUUCUUCGCCUACUUCAAGACCAAGGAGUUCUAUAUCACCGUGAUUCUAGGACAAAUCCUCGCUAUCGCCAAUACCUCGACCGGAACCUUCACCACGCUGCUUGGUAACGAAAAAUGGGCGAUUCCUGCUUUCCAGACUUUUUUGAACUACGUGCUUCUGAACGCCAUCUUUACUCCUUAUACGAUGUACCGUUACGGUUUCAAGGGCUGGCUCCGAUUGGUAUUCCGUGACGGCUGGAAAUACAUCAUCCUUGCUUUCUGUGAUGUGGAAGGCAACUACUUCAUCGUGCUGGCAUACCAAUAUACUACAAUGCUAAGCGCACAGCUAAUCAACUUCUGGGCUAUCGUCGUGGUCGUGGUAAUCUCAUUUGUUUUCCUGCGCGUGCGCUACCACAUCACUCAGGUUGCCGGUAUCAUGAUCUGCAUUGGUGGAAUGGGUGUUCUGAUUGCCUCAGAUCAUAUCACCGGCACAAACGGCGGUGAUAUUUCCAAGGGCAACCAACUGAAGGGCGAUUUGUUUGCUUUGCUCGGCGCAUCUUUCUACGGUCUCACCAACACCGGCGAGGAAUACUUCGUCAGCAAGAGACCUGUGUACGAGGUCCUUGGGCAGAUGUCAUUCUGGGCGAUGAUCAUCAACGGUGUGCAAGCGGGUAUCUUCGACCGCACCUCUUUCCACAAUGCGCACUGGGAUGGAAAGGUUGGCGGAUACCUGAUUGGCUACACGCUGUGUUUGAGUCUGUUCUACUGUCUCGCUCCGCUGUUGUUCCGUCUCUCGUCUGCUGCCUUCUUCAACGUUUCAAUGCUUACCAUGAACUUUUGGGGUGUUAUCAUCGGUGUCGAGGUCUUCCACUACCACAUUCACUGGAUGUACCCCAUUGCCUUUGUUCUGAUCAUCCUCGGUCAGCUCAUCUAUUUCCUUGGUCAGAGAGUUCUCAGUGAAGCCCGCAAGCCAUGGCUCGGGUCCAACCAGGAGGGUGGUGUUGUCGGACUCUUCACUGCCAAGAGAAAGAUUGAGCACGUCGUCCCUUCCGCUGAAUCGACCGACCAGGCAGGGCAUACCACGGUCAACACCAGCGCCGCUUAA
Messenger RNA from Penicillium salamii, 1266 nucleotides. Lineage: Eukaryota; Fungi; Ascomycota; Eurotiomycetes; Eurotiales; Aspergillaceae. The record is from the annotation of a GenBank genome assembly.